UUUUACCAGUCCUCUUCCCUUACUUCCUCCAUCAGGCACCGCCAGCAUGGAUCCCAACAGGCCUCUCGGCAUCAAGUCCGAGCCGGCUGAGGCUCCCAGUAUGACGACCAUACCUCAAGCCAUACCCCAGGCCGCACCCGCAGCCCAAAGCGGUUUUACAGCUGCGACCAUUGCCGCUAGCGAGAGCAUCACCGUGGCCACUACACCUGCCGGUGCCACUACAUCCACAGCCGCUGCAAAAGCACCCCCGGCCAAGAAGGUCACCGCUACAGCCAGGAAGCCAGCUGCUGCUAAGAAGGCAGCGACUGUCAAGACGCCUGCUGUUCCGAAGACUGCUGCUGCUACUAAGGCUACUGCGAAAGCUACACCCAAAGCUACUCCCAAGACCACUGCCGCGAAAGCUACCCCGACCACCAACACUCAGAACGGAGCGGAAGUAACUCCCACCACCACAACCGGCACCGGCACCGCUCGUCCUCGCGGCCGUCCCAAGAAGAACGCAGACGCAACCGACACGGCUACCACUGCAUCAACUGCAUCAGUUGCAGCCACGGCCGCUGCUGCUAACGAUAACACUAACAUCACAUACACCGCCAAAGCUUCAACCACCUCCCCGCCUCCAGCCGCACCCUCAUCUCCCAUCAUCGUCGCUACCGCUAACCGUCCUGUUACUGCUACUGCUACCGCUAACCGCCCCAGCCCCAGCCGUAGCCCUAGCCCCGGCCCUGGUCCUGCUUCCGCCACUGCUGCUACCCGCCAAACCACCAACACCAGAGGCAGAGGUAGAGGCAGAGGCAGAGGUACAGGUAGAGGUAGAGGCAGAGGUAGAGGCGGUGCUUCUACAUCUAGCGCUUCAUCCUCCACUACUCCCGCCAGAAAACGCACUGCUAGUGCCGCUAGCAUCGCUGAUGCUGAUGCUGAUACUGACCCUGAUCAUGAUGAUGAUGCUGAUUCUGAUGCGUAUGGGCGAGCCAGUAAACAGCGGAAAGUUGCUUCAACCGAGGGGAUCGCGGCGACAUUGAGAGCUUUUGAAGCUUUGCGAGCGGGCUCGGCUUCGACUUCAGGAGCAGGCUCUGGGCCUGGCCCAAAGCAGGUGGUGAGGGCGGCGGCGGCUGCGGGAGGGGCAGGAGGUAAUAAAGGUGCAGCAGGGCCAGGAACAAGUGUCGGCAAGAAAGGGUGGAGUGUGGAUGGGCAGGAGAUUAAUCGGCGGCACAAGGAGAAUGAUUUGCAUCUCCUCGGAACAGGCGAGUUCUCCGACGCUACCAUCCAUUGUCUCAAGAAGAAGUGGAAGGUGCAUAAGAUGAGAUUGAGCACGCGGAGUGCGUGGUUCAGGGAGGCGUUUGCUGGUAGUGAUGGGACAGGCCAAAUCAGCGAGAUCAACCUCCACGAGCAAAACGCGGACGACAUUGAAACCAUGCUGAGGUUCAUGUAUGCUGACUCCCUCGACGACAACCUCACCCGCCCCUCCUCCCUCGCCUCGCCCAUCACCACCUACGUAACCCUCUACAACCUAGGCCACACCUUCCGCAUCCCCCUCCUCUGCCGCGACAGCAUUACCUUACUAGGGCAGUACCUCGACACCAAGCUCCUCCUCCUGUGCACCUACUCGGUCCCCGCCUCGGGCCGCUCCGGCGUAAUCGACCACUCAGACCCCCUCUUAUCCCCCCAAUCCUACGCGAACGACCUCUUCUCCGGCAUCUUUCAGGCUUACUCGGGCGUCUCCGAAAGCACCAAACUACACUCUUUACUUGCAUCCUUCCUCUGGGCCGGCCGCGACCGUCUGUUUCGCCUCCCCGGUCUCCGCCAAGUAGUCGACCAGUGCCCCAUGUUGGGCACCGACGUGUUCAAAGUCCAACUAGGCGACAAUUCCAGUAGUUUCAUGCCGCCGACGACGAUCAAACUUGGCAACGUGCCGGGCGGCGGAGGCGACGUGGAGGAGCUCAAAGCUAAACACUUUGGACCGACGUGUAGUAGACUGGAUCAUACACGGAAGACGCAGCAUCCGGAUCGGUGUGAGGCGUGUGACGAGGUGUUUGAUGAGGAGAGGUGGGCGAAGCGGGUGUAUAAUCCGUUCAAGGUGGUGGUGAGGCCGGCGGCGUGGUGUAGGCGGUGUGUGGAGGGGAAGACGAAUCCGAAUGCGCCGGGGGGUGGGAAGGGUGGGAAGGGGGGCAUCGGGGGACGGUUUGAUUUGGGGGUUGGUGGGCCGGUGGUGGUUGAUGGGGAUGGUGAGGGUGCAGAGGGCGGAGGAAACGGGGAGAGUCACAGAAGGAAGGGGGUGUUGGAGGAUGUGGUUCCUAUGUGGAGGUUGAGGGUUGGUGGGGAUGAGGAGUGA
Messenger RNA from Neurospora hispaniola, 2332 nucleotides. RefSeq lists its product as uncharacterized. NCBI's taxonomy places the organism in Eukaryota, Fungi, Ascomycota, Sordariomycetes, Sordariales, Sordariaceae. Bases 47 to 2332 code for a protein of 761 amino acids. The transcript has 4 exons. The record is from RefSeq and is a predicted model, not a curated record. Gene Ontology annotation, molecular function: protein binding.